AGCCCAGACCGGUUUAGUAGAACAAGUUGGAAAAUCUUGUGGGUGGGGAAUUGAGAAGUAAGGAGAAAAGAAAAUGCUGCUAGUAAGCCAAGUUGCAGGAGGAGGAGCUUUAUCCGCAAGAAGAUGCGCAUGCGCCUGUACCCACUCUUCUCCUCCACAAUUCACCCACCAAAAACCCCCUCUUUUCUUUUCCAAUCCUAAUCCCGCCGCCGCCACCCUCAUUUCCAAUAAAACACAUCAUCCCUCUCGUCGCUUUCAUCUCACUCUUGCCAAGGCUGAUGGCAGUGUCGAUGCUACUCCAAACCAAUCCCUUUCUAACGACACCACCAACACUUCAAAUCCUCAGACUUUCAGAACCGAUUUUGUGGGUCAGGAAAAUGUGCCUUUGGAAGGUGUGAUUCAGUUUGAUAAAUCCUCUUCUAAUUCACGCUUACAGAAAUGGGGUCGUGUAGCUUUGUUUUCUGGUGGGGAUGUAUUGGCUUUGCUUGUAUUCUCUGCAAUUGGGAGAUUUAGCCAUGGUUUUUCUGUUUUUGACUUUGACACACUUCGCACUGCUGACCCUUUCAUUGCUGGGUGGUUCUUGGGUGCUUACUUCCUCGGGGGUUAUGGGGAAGAUGGUCGAGCUAUGAAUGGUGUUUCCAAGGCUGUUGUUGCUGCUGUUAAAUCUUGGGCUGUAGGGAUCCCACUAGGAAUAAUUAUAAGGGCAGUAGGGUCAGGCCACAUUCCGCAAUAUACUUUUGUAUUGGUAACAAUGGGAAGCACUGCUGUUUUACUUGUUGGAUGGAGAACACUAUUAUCCAGCAUUCUUUCUUCUAACCAGAGUAAGAAGAAUGAUGAUUAUCGUCGUGGGAGCCCCUUUGAGCUAUUAGAGUUGCUUACAUCAUUGGUGAGGAGAUGGUGAUUGUAAAAACUAUGUUUAUCUACUUUAUUAUUUUCUCUCGGCAUCAAUAUUUUCAGUUUUGGCUUCAUACUCUGUAGUCACCAGCUACCAUUGUAACAAGGUAUGGAAAAAAUCCUGAACAGAUGCUAAUUGUAUAUGAUCAUUGUCUAUUUCGAUA
Mercurialis annua (annual mercury) is the source of this 1058-nucleotide messenger RNA. RefSeq lists its product as uncharacterized. Lineage: Eukaryota; Viridiplantae; Streptophyta; Magnoliopsida; Malpighiales; Euphorbiaceae. The record is from RefSeq and is a predicted model, not a curated record. The transcript is spliced from 5 exons. The coding region runs from base 74 to 901 and encodes 275 amino acids.